Messenger RNA from Uloborus diversus, 4676 nucleotides. It is a transcript of the gene Cbl, whose product is annotated as E3 ubiquitin-protein ligase CBL-B-like. The transcript has 12 exons. The coding region runs from base 40 to 2229 and encodes 729 amino acids. Gene Ontology annotation, cellular component: plasma membrane; membrane raft. Gene Ontology annotation, molecular function: ubiquitin protein ligase activity; phosphotyrosine residue binding; calcium ion binding. Gene Ontology annotation, biological process: negative regulation of epidermal growth factor-activated receptor activity; cell surface receptor signaling pathway. NCBI's taxonomy places the organism in Eukaryota, Metazoa, Arthropoda, Arachnida, Araneae, Uloboridae. The record is from RefSeq and is a predicted model, not a curated record.
GCGCAACUGAGGAAGCAGAGCAAAUAGGGGAUAAUCAAAAUGGCGGUAAGCAAUCGUGGUAGGAACAUACAGGCAAUGAAUAUAACAUCGUUAUUUAGUCGUAUUCAUGGUGCUUUUUCUGAAGCUAUGGCCACUCCAAAGUUUGUGAUAGAUCGUAGAACUAUUGAAAAGACUUGGAAAUUAAUGGAUAAAGUGGUGAAAUUGUGCCAACAUCCGAAAAUGAACUUGAAAAAUAGCCCUCCGUUUAUUUUAGACAUCCUUCCUGACACGUAUCAACACCUCCGCACGAUUUACCAUAAGCAUGAAGAUAAAAUGUCCGUACUCAAUGAAAAUGAAUAUUUUCGAAUUUUUAUAGACAAUUUAAACCGGAAGUGUAAGCAAGCCAUAAAACUUUUUAAAGAAGGAAAAGAAAAAAUGUUCGACGAAUCUUCGCACUAUCGACGAAACUUAAUAAAACUUAGUUUGGUGUUUAGUCACAUGUUAUCUGAACUAAAAGCAAUAUAUCCUAAUGGUAGUUUUUCCGGGGAUGGUUUUAGAAUUACUAAAAGUGAUGCCGCUGAAUUCUGGAGGACUGCCUUUCAAGAUAGCACAAUAGUUCCAUGGCGGUUGUUUAGACAGACUCUUCAUCAGGUUCAUCCAAUUAGUUCUGGUUUAGAGGCAAUGGCAUUGAAGUCUACAAUAGACCUUACUUGUAACGAUUACAUAUCCAAUUUUGAAUUUGAUGUUUUCACCAGACUUUUCCAACCAUGGUCUACACUUUUACGCAAUUGGCAAAUACUUGCUGUUACACAUCCUGGUUAUGUUGCUUUUUUGACAUACGAUGAAGUUAAAGCUCGACUUCAAAACUACAUUAGUAAACCUGGGAGCUAUGUUUUUCGCUUGAGCUGCACUAGACUUGGCCAAUGGGCAAUUGGUUAUGUCACAGGUGAAGGCAAUAUUUUACAGACCAUUCCUCAAAAUAAGUCACUAUGUCAGGCACUGUUAGAUGGGUAUCGGGAAGGCUUCUACCUAUAUCCUGAUGGCAGAAAUAUGAAUCCUGAUUUAAGUUGGGCGGUUCAAGCAACACCUGAGGAUCAUAUUAAAGUCACACAAGAGCAAUAUGAGCUAUAUUGUGAAAUGGGGUCCACGUUUCAGCUGUGCAAAAUUUGUGCUGAAAAUGAUAAAGACAUCCGUAUUGAGCCUUGUGGUCAUUUGUUAUGCACACCUUGUUUGACGUCUUGGCAGGAUUCCGAGGGUCAAGGAUGUCCGUUCUGUAGGGCAGAAAUCAAAGGAACAGAGCAAGUUGUAGUAGAUCCUUUUGAUCCUACUGGAAGGACAUUUAAACGUAGUGAUGGGCAUCCUUCACAUCUAGGAAACUUAGCUGAUUACGAUGAGGAUGAAAAUUUUGAGGAUCCUAAUACGUGGACAUCUUGUCUUCAAGCCCUGGCUCUGUCUCCAAGAGCUGAUGUUUCUGAUGGUAGUCGUUCUAACAGUCGUUCUCCUAUGGUGUCCCCCAAAGCAUCACCUCAGUCCUCAAGAAGGCCACCUAAUGCAGCACCUCCACCAGUUCCACCAAGACAUACAUCACCAACAGAUACACCAGGACAAUCCCCUGGUUCAUCUCCUAGUGGAAUCAAGGAAGAUUCUGGUAGUGGUUCAUCUAUUACUGUAACUGUAUCGCCUUCAGGAUCUCCUGAUGGAUCAGGAGUUAGUGUCUCAUAUUCAGAAAUAGCUCAUGGGAAGACAACAAACAGUGGAUGUGGCACGUGGCCAAGGCCUUCUCCUGGAGGUGGAGCUCCUACUACUCUUUCUCCCCCGUCCUCUUCCGUAGAACCUUCACCCUCCACUACUCCAGUCACUCCAUCUGUGCUGUAUGCAGACUUAGCCCAGAUUCGUGAAGAACUUUCAGAACCAAGUUACGCCAACACAGAAAUCACAUCCAAUCAUGCCGGGUCUCAAGUUAAUCGAACCUCCAUCGAAGUUGGUUUACCAUCUUCAUCUUCACCCCAACAAGCUCUUGCCCAUAUUUCAAAACUAGAAAAGAGGUUUCGGUUUGGAAAACCUCUAGAUGCUCUUGAAAACAAAGAGAACAAUAGAGUUAGUUACGAAAAUUUGCACAUGGACCAUAUAGCAGCACUAAUAGGUGAAGGAUAUGCACAAAAUGAAGUUAUCCGAGCAUUAGGUAUAGCUAGAAAUGACCUUCAGAUGGCAAGGGAUAUAUUACAUGAGUUUGUAACUAAGCGGAAAUGAAAUGUCAAAGCUUUUCAAGGGCUUUUUUAAAACUAGUCAAUUUUCCAAGUCAAACAUACCAUUGAGAGCACAGUGAGUGAAGCUUAGUUGUGGAAGUCAAAAGAUUAUUUAUUAACAGAUCUUGCUCAAAAAUAAGAGAUCAACUUCUGUCUAUGCAAUUAUAAACCAAAAUGCAAAACAAGUCUCCCACUCAUUACUUUGAAAGUACUGAACAUUAAGGCAUUUCAUUUAAAACUAAAAUGAAAUAGCUCUUUUUGCUCAUCGCUCAAGUUGAACAGAAAAUGUAGUUGGCUGGCCAAUUGCAACCGAAACAUACCAGAGUCAUUUGAUGCCACAAGUGGUAUGAAGCAUGUGGAGCCGGUUUUCUCCAUAUGUUGUGCUCUCUGGUGUUCUUUCUCAAUUACAGCAAUCUGAAAUGAUAUGCACGUAUCAUCUUCAGAAAUAUAUUAAAAGGUUUUAUUCAAUCAAUGUAGCAUAACCAACAACUGAGAAAACCUUGCCAUUUUUGAAGCACAUUUAUUUUGAAACUAGUGAUAUGUUUUCAUGAAUUUAUCGAGUCCUAUCGAGAUAAACUGGUGCCUCUAGGUGGCAGUUCACAUUGUACCUACAAUAUUUUUUUAUUUUUGCUGAAUCUUUUUAAAAUGAAAUUAGAUUGCUGUUCAGAAAUGAACUCAAAGUGUUAGUUUAUGCCAUUCACUGUUUUCCACCUCAAAUCAUUACCUAUUUUUCAGCGUGUUAAUGGAAUUUUUAAGAAUUCAUGCUAAUUAUGCUCACCCUCUUUUAUUUAAAAUUUUUAACACCUCCUGUAUUAAUGUGGAUUCAGUUGUAUGAGUAGGAUUAAAAAUUUGUUAUCUGUGAUGUUUUUGUAGAGAAGUAUUUUAAAAUUGCACAAUAUAAAAGUUGAUCUUAAUUGAAAGUAUUUGAGGUGUUUUGAAUUUGAAUAUGUGUACUAUUGCACGUUUUUCCCCCCUUUGCCCUUGCUUUUCAUGUUAUAAUAUUCAAGAUUGUAAAGAAAUUAUUUUCAUAAGCAUUAAAAGAGAAACAAACAGUUUUAUAAUUUAAGUUUUGUUUUAUACUAUGCUUGUGUUUGUGGUAAUGUUGCGUGUAUAUUAUUUAUUACGUUGAAAUGCUUUUUAUGUUAUUAAUCAAAAAAAGAAAAAAAAAUGUACAUAAAAAAAUAUAUUUCUAGAAUUGAAGUUAUUUUGCAAUUGUGUAUGCUUUUGUCUUUGUUGUCUUAAAAUGCAUAUAAUUUUUGUGAUAUUGAUCAGAGAUGUAACAGUUAGUAAUAACUGUUUAUUUAUUUACUUAAACUAUUUUGAAAUUUUCUUCUAACAAAAAUGAAUUGCAAUCUUCUGCAAUAACAUACCAGUAUUUUGUUUUCAUUUUAAUUGAGUAUUUGAAGCAUUUUGAUGAAUUAAUUUAUUAUAGCAAAAUGUAAAAGAAACAAAUUUUAUUUGGUUACUCAUAAGAACUUAAGUGUGUUUGCAAUUUAUUUUUAAUUAGUAAUAUAUCAUACAGUAGCUUGCAAAUUAAUAAUUUUUAAACUAUUGCAUGGAUUAGAGGAUAAGGUUAUCAACUAUAAAACCUUUUUGAAAUUUUUAUUGAGUUUCUGAAUGCAAAGAGCAUUAAAUAUUUGCUUGGAUUGAAGCUGAGCUUAUCAGUAAAAUAUGUAGUCAUGUACAAAAUUCAGAUUUUUCUUGGUUCACUUUCAGCCAAAUUACAUGUCAAAUUUUAUGUCAGUGAAUAUGCAACUAAUAUAAGUGAAAGAAUGCAAACAUGAGAAAUUUAAUGUGAGUUAAAUCCAUAUUUAUGGUAUCUAAUGUAAAAAAUCAAGAAGUACUUGAGUUCUCAAAAAAUGUGGCUUGAACAGAAUAGUUAAGCUUCACCUUUCUAAAAAAUAACUUUGUUGAUAUUAUAAAUGCUUCAUUUACAGCAUUUGUGAAGGUUACUUUAAACUUUACUUCAAAUUUGAUGUUGACAUCAACUCUAAAAGUUCAUUUUUGAAAGCUUUUUUUUUUAAUUUUGUUUUUACAAUGUAAUGUAGUUAGUGAAAGUUUUUCUGUCUAUAGAAGAUUAAAUGCAUUUAUCUUAAUUGUUUGAAAUUUGGAUAGUUGAAUAUUUGAAUAUUAUAUUAGAAUAUUCAAUAUUUUUUUACAAAAUAAUUUUCACUGAAAGGUAAAAUUUAGAUUUGUGGUCAAAAUCAUUUAACAGAAGCAUUUUGUACUAUAAAAUUUAAGAUAAGUUAAAAAUCUGUGUGAAGAUUUUUAAAAUAAUCAUUAUAAUAUUAUUUUCAGUAAUAAGUAAUCAUUCAAUUUGUAACUUUAAAUAGAAAUUUAACAUCAUAUCACAUAACCUUGAUCAAAGGUUCUUUUAAUCUAUGUAAAACUAAAAAAAAACAAUGACUUUGGUGAAUUAAAAGUUUAAUUUUUCUGCAAAAAAAAAAAAAA